AUGCCUCGUCAAGCUCAUGGGCGACCGCUCCAGCCCGGCCGGACCAAUGUGGCAAGCAAGAAAAAGACGCCUCGAAACCGCGGGCUAAAUGCCCUCGAGAUCGCGGAACGAGAGAGUCCCGAUGAUAUCAAAAUCCGCCAACACCGUCUCGGACAGAUCGACGAUGACGACGGUAACUCACGCAGUCGAGCAGAUGCAGACGAGCGCUCCUCGAAGCGGAGGAAGAUUGACAUUACACACGAGGAUGAGAUUGCAGAUGAAGGCUCCGACCUGGAGGGUAACCGGUGGCACGAAGGCAUCGACGAGGAUGACGAAGAUAGCGACAUUGACAGCGAAGAUGCGUUUGGGGCGAGCGACGAAGAACGAUUCGCAGACUUUACAUUCCGAGGGAGCGCUACCGCGUCGUCGGCAGAGCCCAAGAAACCUCGCAGGCACGCAGACGUCGAUGUAGAUGAAGACGAGGUUACGGAUAAUGACGACGUAGAAGCUGAGGAUGAGGAUGAGGACGAUUUUGGUGACGAGGGCGUCGACCUGGCUACAGCUUGGGAUAUGGACGAUCAAGAUGAACGAGAAGCCUCGAAGCGGCAACGAAAACGCCGUGCAGGAGCUGAAAGCGACGAGGAAGAUCUCUUGACAGGCUUGGAUGAGGAAGAUGAAGACGAAGACGGUGAUGGUUCCGAAGCUGAAGACGACUCAGAGUCGACAUUCUCCAUAUCUGAUGAUGAUGGUGGUGGAGAUCAUUCUCGACUGCAGAGUUUCGUCGAAGAGCUUGCAGGUGGCGACAGAGCGCAGCCCAAGAAACAGCGUCGCGUUCAGAGCCUGCCGGACAAGCCAUCUCAGUUUGGUCUCGGUUCAGCUAAGAUUUCAGCCGCUGAUUUACUACAAUACAUCAAGGACCCUCGUCAACGGCAAUCGCUCAAGAUCCUACAGAGUAGCGAGGAAAGAGGCAACGAGCCAUACAAAGGAGGUAUUCCUGGCAAACUUGCACCGCCCUUGGCCAAGCGACAGCAGGAUCGUCUCGAUCGGUCUGCCGCCUACGAUGAGACCAAGAAAGAAUUGGGCAAGUGGAUUGAGACGGUCAAACGAAACCGGCGAGCGGAGCAUCUGUCGUUCCCGCUUGUUGACGCCGCAGCUGCUGGCAUGUUGAGCGGCAAGCAGCUGGGGCCCACUUCCACCUCAAUGCCUAUGACGGAUCUCGAGGCUACCAUUCAGAGCAUAAUGAUAGAAAGCGGUAUGUUGACGAAAGAUGGUCGCCCCCAGGAAGGUCGAGAAAACGAGUAUGAAGAGUUGCAUGAGAAGCAAAUGCCGCUGGCUGAAGUCCGGGCUCGACGAGCCGAGCUUCGCCGGCAACGAGAUCUGAUGUUCCGGGAAGAAAUCCGCGCCCGACGAAUCAAAAAGAUCAAAAGCAAGGCAUUCCGUCGUGUCCAUCGGAAAGAGCGAGAGAAGGCCGAUGAAGGACAUAGAGCCCUGCUAGAUGCACAGGGCUUCCUCAAUUCAGACGAAGAAAGAGAGAAGAAUGACCGAAGACGUGCCGAAGAGAGAAUGGGUGCGCGGCAUAGGGAGAGCAAAUGGGCAAAGAGUGUCAAGCUCACGGGCAGAGCUGCUUGGGACGAUGACGCCAGACACGGUGUCACCGACCUUGCACGUCGUGAUGAAGAGUUGCGAAGGCGCAUCGAAGGCAAGGCGGAUGCCGGCUCUGAUGUAUCAGAUUCCGAGUCCUCCGACUUUGACGGGUUCUCGGGCUCAGACGAGGAAAAGGACCACCUCAGAAUCAAGCUUGAUGAGCUUGAUGCUGAUGAGCCUGCCGCGUCCGAGACACGACUCGCCUCAAUGGCAUUCAUGAGGAAAGCCGAAGCUGCGAGGAAAGCCGCCAACGAGGAAGAGAUGCGCAAUAUCAGACGCAACUUGCGCGGUGACAAUGAACAAGAUUCUGCGGACGAGGCAGAUACAGAGGAGGAGGAAAGCACAGUCGGCCGUCAAAAGUUUGGUCCUACAGGCAAGGAGGGUCCGGCUAGACCUCUGCCGCACGUGGAGAAGAGCGAGUUCGAGGAGCGCGAGUCCGAGAAUGAACUCGAAGACCUUGGCGACACUGACCCGGAAGGCACUAGAAACUCGAAGAGUACCACGACGGUAACCAGUACGCCAGCAACCAAAGGUGCUCUACGACUUAAACCCUCUUCCCAGUCGUCGGGAGCAGCACUUUUGACAAGUGAGCUAGCGAAGCCUGGGAUCGGGCCCAGUAUAAAGACCAAACAAGCUCCGGCGGCGGCUACACAAGAGACUGCUAUGCCCCUCGUCAAGAUGUCGAAGGUCACAAAAACACAAUUGGCCGACUACACCAGUCCGUCAGAGUCAGAAGACACAGAGGACGAAAAAGCUGCGUUGGCUCAAGCUAUCUUCGCCGGGUCUGAUGAAGUGCAGCGCGAGUUCGCCAAGGAGAAGAAAGCGACAGUCGAAGAAGAAGGCGACCAAGUCAUCGACAACAGCCUUCCCGGCUGGGGCAGCUGGGCGGGCGAAGGUAUCAGCAAGAAAGCCCAAAAGCGAGCCAAAGGACGCUUCGUGACAACCAUAAAAGGCGUGGCAAAAGACAAGCGACAAGACGCCAAGCUGGACAAGGUCAUUGUCAAUGAAAAGCGCGUGAAGAAGAACAACAAGUACCUGGCCAGCGAGCUGCCUCAUCCGUUCGAGUCAAGGCAGCAAUACGAGCGGUCGCUCCGUCUACCAUUGGGCCCUGAAUGGACGACGAAGACGACGUUCCAGGAUGCCACGAAGCCGCGGGUCUUGAUUAAGCAGGGCGUCAUUCGACCAAUGGCGAAACCGAUGGCUUGA
Molecule: messenger RNA, 2829 nt
Organism: Cladophialophora yegresii CBS 114405
Lineage: Eukaryota; Fungi; Ascomycota; Eurotiomycetes; Chaetothyriales; Herpotrichiellaceae
Exons: 1
Coding region: 1-2829 (942 amino acids)
Biological process (GO): rRNA processing
Cellular component (GO): nucleolus; small-subunit processome
Source: RefSeq, a predicted model, not a curated record